AUGAAGGAUCUGGGCGACCUCCACUACUUCCUCGGGAUGCAGGUCACCCGCACGCCUCGUGGCUUCUUCCUGAGCCAGCAACGGUACGCCGAGGACGUUCUGGAGCGCGCCGGCAUGACAAAGUGCAAGCCGGCCUCCACGCCGAUCGACACCCACAGCAAGCUGUCUUCCCAAGAUGGGGCUCCUCUGGACGACUGCUCGUCUUACCGCAGCUUGCAAGCGUGCCUCCACAUGCACGAGCCACGGGAUGCUCGCCUUGCCUUGGUGAAGCGGAUUUUGCGCUACAUUCGUGGCACCACGCACCUGGGUCUACAUCUGGCGGCUUCCUCGACGACCGACGUCAUGGCGUACUCCCACGCAGACUGGGCAGGUUGCCCGGACACCCGCCGGUCGACUUCCGGCUACCGCGUCUACAUCGGCGACUCUGUGAUCUCGUGGUCAUCCAAGAGACAGCCCACUGUAUCUCGUUCAAGCGCCGAGGCGGAGUAUCGGGCUAUUGCCAACGCAGUCGCCGAAUGCGCUGCUGGAUCCGCGAGCUGCUGCGAGAGCUUGGCUGCCACAUUCCAAAGGCCACCGUACUGGUGUGCUGUGACAAUGUGUCAGCAGUGUACAUGUAUGCUAAGACUGAGGCGGAGUGUUGGAGCAUGCGAUGACACCAGCUUGUAUAGCAGUUCAUAG
Molecule: messenger RNA, 678 nt
Organism: Brachypodium distachyon (stiff brome)
Lineage: Eukaryota; Viridiplantae; Streptophyta; Magnoliopsida; Poales; Poaceae
Exons: 2
Coding region: 1-678 (225 amino acids)
Source: RefSeq, a predicted model, not a curated record